Molecule: messenger RNA, 1551 nt
Organism: Durotheca rogersii
Lineage: Eukaryota; Fungi; Ascomycota; Sordariomycetes; Xylariales; Xylariaceae
Exons: 1
Coding region: 136-843 (235 amino acids)
Source: RefSeq, a predicted model, not a curated record
AUAAAAUAUUCGAACCUUGUUAAUCUACCUAAGUUGACCUACCUCACUUACCUGCAAAUUGAACAACAAUAGAAAUUUUAUUCCCUCGUCUAUUCUUUCAGCCAUUCCACCCCUCUGUUCCUCCUAAAGUUCAAUAUGUCAAACUCGGUUGAGCUUACCCCGGAAGAGCUUGUGGUAGUUUCUCGGGUCCUCUCCGAACUCCUGGAUGGCAAAGUCCAAUUCGCCAUCAUGGGCGGAGCUGCCUGCUCGCUUCUUCGAGCUGUAUAUAACAUCGAGUACCGCGGUACCAAUGAUGUCGACUUAAUCAUAGCUCCAACACAAUCCUUCAAUGCUGAGAGCAUUUCGAAUUGGCUGGUUAAGACACAUCCAGGGAAAGUGCGGUCUGUGCAGCAAUUUGGGGUCGCUACUCCCGCAAUCCCAAUCUCACGAGGCGACGAUGAAUACCUCGUGGAAAUCGAGAUUUUUGACGUCCAAGCAUGGCCCAACAGACAACAAUAUGACCUCUCAGAUGCGGUAGCUAAUCCAACGGAGACUCUCUCCUUCGAAUCGCAGCCAUCGGUCUCAGGGUCGGGAUCACCAUCAGGCGUUGUCGGUGUUCCUGUCAUGCACCCUAAGUGGCUCCUUAGAGAAAAGAUUCUUUCCCAACAUGAACGACAAGGAUCAGCCAAGGAAAGGACAGAUAUUUCAGAUAUUCGGGCUCUGCUGGACAUCUAUAGCGGCGAACCCCUAAUCUUCUCAAGCCAGGAGCAUGUCGACAGCCUCCAGGCUUUGGUUCAGAAAGCUCCAGACCUAACUAGCGGCCUAAAGCGAGCUGUCUCAUGUCCUCAGGUUUUCGGAAUCUAAUCGAUUAGAUCGUCCUUGCCGACUCGACCCACGUCUCUUUUCGUUUUGGGUUUUCCUUCGUCUCUCUCGAUUCUUUUGAAAUUUCUUCUUCACUUCCUUUUUUGUCUUGGUUCAAUUUCUUUUCUUGGUUAUUGCGAAGUCUUUUAUCUGGUUUAUAUUUCAAGGUGGUAGCUAGGAGGGCAGGAGGGCAACAUAUAGACCCCUUUUCUUUUGAUUGUAGUAGUGCUAGCUUCUUCUGGAUUACAGUUACUUCACUUCUCCCAGUUUCCCAUAUCACGUUCUUGCCCGUGUCAUCAAAAAUAUUUAAUUUGAAGUUAUCUGAACCUACAAAACCUCAGGCUCAGGGAACCUGCAGUUGGGUUUGGCCGAGAUUCCGGGUUAGACCUCAGGAUCGAGGAACCUAGAGUUGGGUCCGGUCGAGGUUCUGGGAUAAACCCUUACUUCGGCGAUCCUGAAGCUGGGUCUGGUCGAGGCAUGCGGCCAGCCGAAAUUUUCGACUGGACCCGACUGAGGGCUACCCCGGAGACUCGGUCAAACCCAGCUCUCGAUAUUUCUAACGCUGGGAUUUUUCUAGGUCCUGGGUUUUUCGAGUUUCUGUUGAAUGAUUAAACAAUCUCAGUCGUAGACUAAAAAAAGAAUACCACUUUAAGGAAGGUGAACUAUUUUCCCUAUUACGUUAAUAAUUUAAGGUAAAAAUUAAUAGAUAAA